This is a messenger RNA of Paraglomus occultum, 1671 nucleotides long. NCBI's taxonomy places the organism in Eukaryota, Fungi, Glomeromycota, Glomeromycetes, Paraglomerales, Paraglomeraceae. The record is from the annotation of a GenBank genome assembly.
AUGUCUAAAAAGAGACUAUGGAGUGACGACCACGCUUUAGUAUCCGUCGGCCUGCCUCCAGAAACAGAUAAAUGGAAAAGAAUAAAGAUUGAGAAUCCGUCCUUCAGCGAAGGUGUAGACUUCCUUUACCAGAAGGUAACUUCAGAGCUGCAAAAAACAUGUCAUGGCAAAAUAUCGCGAGAUAUUAUAAACGUACUUUCAGAUAUAUCAGCCUGCGCUCGGUGUACGCUGAGGUUUCUGUCAAUAAGAGAUUGGAAUGUUUAUUCGGCGCCGGAAGAGUUAUUAUUUGAAACUUUUCGCCGAAUAUGUGCAAAUUUUGAUGUUGAACCGCUGUCUGAGACGCGUGCAAAUGUGUAUACUACGGAAGAGAUUAUCUCGCCACGCGAAAGUCCAACUAUAUGCCCUUUAUGCUUUGAUCUCCUUCGUUUUGCAGAUAAACUCGACUGCGUCUGGCCAAUUUGUGAGAAGUACUACGCGCACGAUUACAAGGUGACAGAUUUCAAUCUGAACAUAGUUCUUCCUUCUGGUGUUAUUGUGAAGAAUCAUUCGGCUUUAAUCCGGAUACAACGACUGGCGGCAUUCACUGGAGACUAUGUUGUUGAUUUGAAAGCCCCAUACAAGUCGUUAUUGGGAUCGUCGAUUCAGGAAGCUCUUGGGUUGCAACAUUCAUCUGGUAGCAAAUUCUUGAUAAACGUUGAAUAUUGCCAUCCAGAAACCCAAGAGAAUCAUCGUUUUUUGACGCGAGUAUCUUCUGCGAACUUCCAGUUGAAGAAGAUCAAAGUGAAGGGAAAGGAUGUAUGGACGGGUGAUUCUCGGCAAAACAUCGCGAAAGCUCUGGCUGUCACUGGUGACGAUGAUUUUAUUGAAUAUGGCGAAUAUCCUCCAACGGCAGUCACAGAACGAUUUCAAAUUUUAACAAUUCGAUUAGAACAUUCUCCUAUUUUUGUUGGAGGCAGAUAUCUCAAACUCUCUCGAGACAUCAGUCAAACCCCUUGGGUUGUCAGUGGCUCACGAUUAACUGAAAAAUCAGUGUCGGAAUGUAUUGGUGAAAUAUUGAGGGAAAAAUACAGAUGCGAUGAUUACAACUUUGUUUCUGCUGGUAGAGAAGAUGCGAACGUCAGGAUGCUUGGUAAUGGGCGACCUUUCUAUUUAGGAUUAAUUAACCCAAGGGAACCGUGUUUGUCACAGCAUGAAUUGAAUGACGCCGAAAUGGAAAUUGCUGAGCUAUCUGGGAAAUUGAUACGCGCUCAUAAGCUAAAGCCUAUAGAUGAAUGUCACCUGCCUACCAUCAAAACAGGCGAGGAAUCCAAGUAUAUCUUUACAAGUAUGCUAGUAUGGCUUUCAAAAAUGGUCUCUACAGAGAUGGUGAAUAAGUUAAACGAAAUCGGGACUUCAGGCAUUACUAUUGAUCAAUGGACACCAAUUCGUGUGCUGCAAAGACGCGCGUUAAUGGUUCGCAAAAAAAGGAUACAUAAUCUUCUUGCUGAAGCUCUUGGGGAACAUUUCCUACGCAUUGAGUUAAGAACGGAGGCUGGAACCUACAUUAAAGAAUUUAUUCAUGGUGAUCUGGGCAGAACAACGCCCAGUUUGGGUAAUCUAGUUGGCUGUGAUGCAGAUAUACUAGAGUUGGACGUUAUUGAUGUUGAAUUGGCGUGGCCUCCGGAGGACUGA